AUGGCGUUUCACCUCACCAACCACCACCUUGCCCGCCCUCUCCCCACCUUCUUCACCCCGGCCGACUUAACCUGGAACGGUCAACCCAUCGCCGCCGUCCCCCACUCCCACCUCGCGGUCGAGUGCAACGUUCGUGGUCUCACGACCACCGGCACGAGCUUCGACCUGCUCGCCCGCCUCCGGGGCCAUCUGGGCCUGGAGGUCCGCGCUGUGCCCUGGCGGCUCCAGAAGCCGGCCAACUACGCCACCAAACUGGAAAAGGCUGACCGCAAGGUCUUCACGGUCAUCGAGGCCGUCGAGUUUGGCGGGGUUAAAAGGGGCCACAGAAAGACGACGAGGAUGUUCACCAUCCUGGACGAGUUUGAGAGGCCAUUUGAGGUGAGGGUUGGUACGAAGGGAAAUACGUGUACUUGUUUCGACAAGAAUCCUCCUCGAACCGACGGCGUCGUUUUGACGAACGAGCACUUGCUGUACGUCCUCCGCCACGUCCUCGCCUGCCCUGCCCCCCUCCUCUGGCAAGGCUCCUUUCUCCCCUCCGAGAUGGAGGCUAUCUUCACCAACUCGCCGUUCGCCACAAUCCUCGACCGGUCCCUGGGCCUUUGCGGCCACAGGCAGAACCAGCAGCAGGGGGUCUGCCCGCCCCGCGGCCGCGACACUUGCGCUCGCUGCUUCAAGGAGUGCAACUUGGGCCAGCACCCGCAGCGAGUCUGCCAGAAGUGCUGGUGCAAUCGCUUGCACUUCGAUUGCUUUGCGGGGAGAGAGGGGGCAGUAGGCGCGACCAGAGCGGACGAGGCUUCGCCCGUUUGUUUUGCUUGCGAGUUCCCAGAUGCUUGGCAUCGCUGGGGUUCGGCGUUUGACAACAACGUCGUCGGGGCUGGUUUUGCGGGUGCGGGUGCUGGGGGCUUUGUGGGAAAUCUGGGGGCACUACCCUUUCACGGGGCGAACCAUGACAAUGACAACUAA
Messenger RNA from Neurospora tetraspora, 963 nucleotides. RefSeq lists its product as uncharacterized. The transcript is spliced from 3 exons. The record is from RefSeq and is a predicted model, not a curated record. Lineage: Eukaryota; Fungi; Ascomycota; Sordariomycetes; Sordariales; Sordariaceae. The coding region runs from base 1 to 963 and encodes 320 amino acids.